GGCGGUUCCGCCGCCGUCGGACGUCCCGGUGACUCCCUUGUACGGCACAGGACGGGAGCUGACGGCGUCGCCGCCGCCGCUGCCCACGUCGCCGCCGCCGCCAGUGUUGGCAAAAACGGCUUCAUCGUCCUCGUCAGCGGCUGCGUCGCCGGCUCUCAGGAACUCCCUGAGUGGGGUGUUCGCAGCGGCGAACAUGCGUGGAGUGGGCAGCAGCUUUGGAAGGCGAACCAGCACGAAUGAGUCCCCACGAGCCACACGCAAGUCCGCUGUGCUGCCCGUCAUCUCCUCAGCGCCCAACGGCUGAAACCCGCGCGACACCAGCAGCCCGCAGAUCCCGGAAAACAGCUGCAAGAUAGGAUAGCCGGCAUCUGAGACAGCUCUCGAUGCCCUGCAGAGAUUGCCACAGGCUAGCUAUGUUCAAAGUAGGGUUAAGCAGACUGAAUCACGGUAUGUUGUAAAACAGCCAGGUAGGCCAACAGUCAGGCAUGUAGCGAUGCUAAUGCGGCAGGACUUGGCGCGCAUGUGGAGAAAUUUAAUGCAGGCAUGCGGGCAGACAUUGAGUUGCAGCUGCCGCAACCAGACACUCCCCGAUUCAGAUUAGACAAGCGCAGAUCGGGGUGAAGGCAGAGAUGCAGAAGCAGACUAGGAGGGCAAUGCCCGGCCGCCAAACGCGGUUAAGAGCGCAGACACAUGUACAGCAGUACGUUUCGCCUCGCGGCCAGUUAUUUUAACACAUGUACAGCCAACAUGCAGGAUGCAGAGCAAGGCCGUCGUUGGGGGGUGCAUGUGGCGUACAUCGGUACGUGUGGUGAUGGCUUAUUCAUGCGUGAUUCGUGCAGGUUACUUGUGUGCCUGCGAGAGGGCACAGAGAGUUAUUGCCGAGAGCGCAUGAGGAGCUCCAUUGGGGUGUAUGCUUCGGCGACCAGUUGGCUGUGUUUGGCUGUGUCAAGCCAGCAGCAGAGGUCAUGGCCGUGUUGAGGUGCCCAAGGUGUCACCAGCGCACAGUAGGGUGGCGGCAUGCAGGUUGGUUGGGAAACCUACCUGGCGGCACCUGCAAUGGUGUUAUUUAUGAGAACAGCUGUGGUUAUGGUUGUAAAGUAGCGGGAGCAAGCGACAUUCAAGGCGUGGGCACCUGGGCAGUAUCUAAAAUGGAACGGGGGCAUUUAGAGGCAGUACCCCUGGGAGCUGCUUUGCUUUCAUGUGUCAUACAGCGUGCGUGUGGGGGUCUUCGGGACGAGUCAGUGUGUGGGCAUGUGUGCCAGCAGCUCCCGUCGCUAGCAGUUCAGGGCAACAGUGCCCCGGAUCCUUUGUGCAAGUCAUUCAUCGUUUCGCGGUUUGAGCGAGGCAUCAGGCGCUACCUACUUACUACUUCACUCUAUUCGCACCAGCCAAGCUGCUUGCGUGUCGUGCCAUGCCAUGCCAUGUCGUGCCGCAUCCCGUGGGCGUUGUGUUGCGGCCCGUCGUACGCAGUACAGUUAACUUCAUUCUUUGUUUGGGGGCCCGUAGCUUCCUUCCGCCUUAAUGGCCAGCACCAUCAUGUUAUCCGGCUAGGCAUGUGGUCAGGGGCUGGCGGGCUGACCUGACAUCGCCCAUCUAACCUGGCAGAAACCUGGCAACUAACAAGGGGAUAAUCGGAGUCAGGUCCUGGAGAGCGGAUAGAUGGAUUUAAUCAUUUCGUGCGAGUGCCAUUACCUGUGUCUUUUUGUAGGCGUUAUGUUUCUAACGGACGCGGAGGUUGCUGGUGGUGUAGGGUGAGGAUCACCAGUUUUAGGAUUAUCGUCGUCACGGUGGCAGCACCACGCACGUAUGCCGUGCAUGCCGUACAAGCAAGAGGUGCGCAGGAUAAGCGGCUAGUGAGAUACGUGGAGGGGGUGACUGUAAUGGUCGUACCUUCCAGUAAGCAGGACAGUGGGAGGUCCCAGUGAGAAGC
Messenger RNA from Astrephomene gubernaculifera, 1930 nucleotides. Lineage: Eukaryota; Viridiplantae; Chlorophyta; Chlorophyceae; Chlamydomonadales; Astrephomenaceae. The record is from the annotation of a GenBank genome assembly.